UCCUAUAUAUGACUACGAAUGCAAUGUUCCAUAGAUAGAAGAAAUUUACAUCACAUACAAAGUCUCUCUUCAAGUAGAGUCAACGAUAAACUUAUUAAGCACAUAAUGCAAACAAAUGUCUGAAUCGUACAUCAAACACAAACUCAAAUAUUAUAAAAUGAUGACCACUAAUAAUUUGAGGGAAAAAAAUGAAGGUAAAUUACAAGAAAACGAUCGAGGCUGACCAAUUCAAUAAUCAUUUCAAACGAGGAGAAAAUGGGCUGCAACAACUCCAACAACGCAUGAAAGUGUUACGACGUUGUUUCUAACAUUGAAAGCUCCUGAAUCCGGCGAAGCCGCCAUUGCCGGUGGCAUGGGUCCUGGAGAAGGUGAAGAUUCCAUUCCGGAUGGCAUCGGCGGCGAAGGCAUAUCCGGAACUGUUAAUGGGCUUGGGCUUGUAGAUGGAGUCAUUGGCAUCAUUGGUGGUGAAGCCAUGGGCAUUGGUGGUGGAGCCAUAGGCAUAGGUGGUGGAGUCAUCAUUGGCAUCGGAGACAUCACUGGAGGAGGAACCGAGCUUCCACCGCCGCUAGACAUAGGCGGCAUGGACAUUGAGCCAGAAGGAGCCAUCAUGGGAGCUUGAGCUAAAGAGAAAGGAAUUAAAACCAUAGACAAUGUGAGCAAGAAGAAGGCUUGUGAAGAGAAAGAAGAGGCCAUGGCUAUGUGUGUUUGUGUGUGGAAUAGUCGUUUAUGUAAAGUGAUAUAUAGACAGAGAUAUGUGUGAGAGUAGUAAAAGAAAGAG
Molecule: messenger RNA, 778 nt
Organism: Arabidopsis thaliana (thale cress)
Lineage: Eukaryota; Viridiplantae; Streptophyta; Magnoliopsida; Brassicales; Brassicaceae
Exons: 2
Coding region: 353-619 (88 amino acids)
Source: RefSeq, marked reviewed